Messenger RNA from Theobroma cacao (cacao), 1484 nucleotides. RefSeq lists its product as uncharacterized. NCBI's taxonomy places the organism in Eukaryota, Viridiplantae, Streptophyta, Magnoliopsida, Malvales, Malvaceae. Gene Ontology annotation, cellular component: cytosol. Gene Ontology annotation, molecular function: protein-folding chaperone binding. The record is from RefSeq and is a predicted model, not a curated record.
UGCCAAAAUAAAAAAUCAAGCAAACGCGUAUCAAAAACCGCGAUUACUGCUCCAGCUAUCUCGUAUCCUGUUUCCUUUUCGCUUCCUAAAGCCGGCAGACUCGCCGCUGCCUUUUCUCCUUCCCAUUUCCCAUUGCCAAUUUCCACUUUCCUACAUCAUCCCCAUUAGCAGUCAAUCCCACAAAACCCCAAAACCAAAACCAAAAAGAAGUUCACAUCUUCCCAAAACCAAAAAUAACGACCCCAAGAGCUGAUAAUCAAAUGGGAGUUGACUACUACAACAUUCUUAGAGUCAGCCGUAACGCGACGGAGGAGGACCUCAAAAAAUCCUACAAACGCCUAGCCAUGAGGUGGCACCCGGACAAGAACCCUGUCAACAAGAAAGAAGCGGAGGCUAAAUUCAAGCAGAUUUCUGAAGCCUACGACGUCCUCAGCGACCAGCAAAAGCGUCAGAUCUAUGAUCUUUACGGUGAAGAAGGGAUUAAGUCUGCUGAAUUAUCCAGUCCCAGUGGCUUUGCUGGCGGUGGUGUCGGUGGUGGGGCCUACAGGUUUAAUCCGAGGAAUGCGGAUGACAUAUUCGCUGAGUUUUUUGGAGGGCCCGAGAAGAGGUUUUAUGGAGAUGGUGGGGUCGGGAGUCAAGGGAACAAGAAGGCGGCGCCGGUCGAAAGCAGGUUGGUUUGCAGUUUGGAGGAGCUUUAUAAAGGUGGUAGGAGAAAAAUGCGGAUUUCCCGGACCGUUCCUGAUGAAUUUGGUAAGCCAAAGACCGUGGACGAAAUUUUAAAAAUAGAUAUCAAGCCUGGCUGGAAGAAGGGCACAAAAAUUACUUUUCCUGAGAAAGGAAACCAUGAACCCGGCAUCACUCCAGCUGAUCUUAUCUUUGUGGUGGAUGAGAAACCCCAUGCUAUAUUUAAGAGGGAUGGGAAUGAUCUGGUUAUCAAUCAGAAAAUCUCUCUUCUUGAGGCCCUCACUGGGAUUACCCUCAGUUUGGCAACCUUGGAUGGAAGAAAUCUCACAAUCCCGGUAAAAGAUAUUGUGAAACCAGGUCAUGAAGUGGUGAUCCCAAAUGAAGGAAUGCCAAUCUCAAAAGAACCUAGCAAGAAGGGACACCUUAAAAUCAAAUUUGAGAUCAUCUUUCCGUCAAGGCUCACUGCAGAACAGAAGUCUGAUCUGAGGAGGGCAUUGGGUGGAGCUGAUAAAUAGUCAAUAGUCCAUGCUUGAGGUCACAACCAUCUAUUAACACUGAUUGAUAUUGAUUGUCAACUCAAUGUAAAUAGGUUUAAUUAUCAACUACUAAAGAGGAAAGAUUGUGCAUAGUAGGAAACAAGUUUGAAGGGUUGCAAGCGAUGUUCUGCCACUAUAUUCUAAUUGAAAAUUGUAUACUUGUAUUCAGUGGUGGUUUUGUACUGGAAGUUGCAGGAAAGAACUUUCGUGCUAUAUAUUUCGGAAAUGACAGAAUUUUAAUGCAUUAUCUGUUUUCAAAUUUAA